Mastomys coucha (southern multimammate mouse) is the source of this 4796-nucleotide messenger RNA. RefSeq names its product signal peptidase complex subunit 3 (gene Spcs3). Gene Ontology annotation, cellular component: signal peptidase complex; membrane. The coding region runs from base 109 to 651 and encodes 180 amino acids. The record is from RefSeq and is a predicted model, not a curated record. The transcript is spliced from 5 exons. NCBI's taxonomy places the organism in Eukaryota, Metazoa, Chordata, Mammalia, Rodentia, Muridae. Gene Ontology annotation, biological process: protein targeting to ER.
CGGGACGUGCGCACCGGGUGCGCGGGUGGGAGGGGCCUGAUCGGCCGCGGGAACCCGAGCUUGAAGUCCGGGUGUCUGAGCCGGGGCUCCGGAGGGAAGGUCGCCACGAUGAACACGGUCCUGUCGCGCGCGAACUCCCUGUUCGCCUUCUCGCUGAGCGUGAUGGCGGCGCUCACCUUCGGCUGCUUCAUUACCACCGCCUUUAAAGACAGGAGCGUCCCGGUGCGGCUGCACGUCUCGCGGAUCAUGCUAAAAAAUGUAGAAGACUUCACCGGCCCUAGAGAAAGAAGUGACCUGGGAUUCAUCACGUUUGAUAUAACAGCUGAUCUAGAGAAUAUAUUUGAUUGGAAUGUUAAGCAGUUAUUUCUUUAUUUAUCAGCAGAGUAUUCAACAAAAAAUAAUGCUCUGAACCAAGUUGUCCUUUGGGACAAAAUUGUUUUGAGAGGUGAUAAUCCGAAGCUACUUUUGAAAGAUAUGAAGACAAAGUAUUUCUUCUUUGACGAUGGAAAUGGCCUCAAGGGAAACAGGAAUGUCACUUUGACUCUAUCCUGGAAUGUUGUACCAAAUGCUGGAAUUCUACCCCUCGUGACAGGAUCGGGACAUGUAUCUGUGCCAUUUCCAGAUACUUACGAAAUAACCAAGAGUUACUAAAUUAUUCUGAAUUUGAAACAUAUUUUUAUACGUGUUGAAUUGCAUCUCAUCUCUUCCCGGUUUCUUCAUUAAUUUUUUUUUUGUUUUUGUUUUUGUUUGGAUGUAAGAAAGACUCACAUCAGAAGACACAGUUGAAGUGAAAGGUUCUGAGCUGCGUAAGCUUAGCUUUGUUAACAAACGGACGGAAGCAGCCUCCCAGAGAAAAGUAGUAUCAAGAAGCAGGCAGCGGCACAGGAACAGUUCGUCAGCAGUGUAGGUUUGAAAUAUUUAUUUGCAUUAUCUUACGCAAUACAAAAUGAUCAUAAAGGGCUGUUAGAUGUUCAAGUGUCAUAAGAAUUCAGGAUUAUAGAUUUUGUGUUCGUGCAGGGUGGUUGUGACUUACUCCUGGGCAUUCUCUGUGUCUCUCCGUGUGUGCUAGAUUACUGGAAACGUUAAUGUGGUUCUUUGAAGUCUGGUUUACAAUGGAGCAGAGUGGUAGAAUUUUAUUCCAUUUCUUUUAGAAACCCCUAUCAUGCUGGCUUUCCUUACGUGGGUAGCAGCUUUCUCCAGAUAAAGAGGAAGGACCUGUUUGUAUGCUGUAAAAUUGAGCGGGCUCAUUGUAAAGUUCCAACCCAACCAAAUGUGCAUCUUUCAAUGUGUUCAGAGUGUUUCUUUGUGUAUCUCUAUACAUUUUUACCUUUGCCAUGGAAAGUUGAAAAUGUGUGCAUGGAUUACCUCCUGAAUUGACUUCAUCCCACUGACCUUGGCUCUGUGAGUAACUGCAGUUCUCUUAGCUCCAUACUUUAACAGCUGGUGAGAAUGUUUGUGCUUUUCCACCGCAGAGUUCUCUCAUAUGUUGAGUGUUGUUGUCCUGAGUGGUCCUAAUGAGGUAGACAGUGCAAAUGUUAGCUCUUUGCAGGUGAAGAACAUGGAACCCAGAAACUUACUGACUUGCACCCAAAUUAAAAAGCAAGCAGUGGACUUCUUUUAUACUUCAGUUUACACAUGGGCCACAUUCGUGCAAUUUUAUUGUAGUUCAUUAUUCUCAUUUUCCUUCUGGGAACGAGAGAGUAAGAAACUAAUUUUCUAGCAGCCGACAACUUACACAGUGAUAUCUUCAUGUAUAUUCAUUUUUACCCAUGUUGAAAUAACUAUAUAGGUUUGUAAAAUAAUUUAGAUUUUAAAUACAUUAUAUAUGACUGAAUAUGUAACUAUAUUUGACAUGAAAUUUAGUUUCCUCAUUGACAAAUACCCUCAGAAUUAGCAUCAGCAUAUUGGCUACUCUUAAAUGCAAGAGUAGACACUAGGCACAUUCUGCAGCAACCUAAGAGAGCUGUUUACCAGCAAUAGCAUAAAAUAGCAUUUGUUCUGUUUACCUCUUGUGUUUAGUGACAUUCAUUUUAACAGCUCUUGUAUGUGGUGGUACAGUUCUUACAAAUGCAUGUGCAUGAGGUUUUUCUUACCAGCAGGAAGGUCAGAGGCAUACCUUGCGAUUGGCACUAACUAGCAUGUUCCUUAAACAUGUAGGGUCUGUUUCUUUGUCUAUAAAAUGUUCUUUUACUAGGACAGAAGUCUGAAAUGUUUUCUGUUCGGCAGAUUGUGAACAGGAAAGCACCUUAGUGAUCUCACGUCAGAAAAGUGAUGGAAAGAUUACCAAGAGUUCAUAAGGGUCUGAGCUUCUGCUACAUUUUAUACCUACAAAGUUGAGCUUUAUACAUUGAUCAGAUACUAGAUGUGUAAAGUCUGCAAGAGUCAACGCUUAGAGGAUCUGGGUGCGCCCUAGCCAAGGAAGCCUUGACAAGUCUAGGGCAUUAAAGCCACACCUCAGUUCAGUUAACAGUUCACUGUGCCUUUGUGAUGAGUGGAUCUGUUGGUUGAGCACAGACUAACUGGCACUGACAUUGUCUAGAAUUACUAUGUAUCUGAAAAGCCCACUUCAGGAGUUUGGUAAGGAAAACCCAGUGUGACAAUAGCCUUUGCUUUUACCAGACUAGGGGAGCUGCUCGGGAUACGGCUGCUCCAGCAUGCCACACUAGCCCUCUUUCUCAGAACUCAAAUGUGGGCGUGCACGGUUUUAUCAGUUUGUCCUGAUUCUAUAAUCUGCAGAGUUUGUGUGUUUGAUAAGCAUCUCUAGUCUCAGUGUUUUAGAGAAGACCCAGUGCUUCAGCGUCUGAGCCCAGACACUGUGAAAAGAGGAUGAUUGCAAAAAUGUUAGUAAAGAGGUUGAGGUUAGAAAUGAACUUGAAAAUGUAGCACUCAGCAUAUCCCUCUCAGUCUUAAUUAGAAGUCUUAACUGUGUGCUUGCUUGUCCCUGGCCAUCGCAUUUAGUGUCCUCAUGCUGAAAGGAAAAUAACAGCUCCAGAAACUGUUGAAAAUAUAAUAGGAAAACUGGCUGGUUCGAAUUUCUCUUCUGGACGUUGUUUUGCAGUUCUUCAGUGGUCUGGCUAGCCAGUUAUUCCUGUGAAGAAUUGGACUUUAAGGAUCUGGAGCUUUAGUGGAGGCUGGCACAGGGGGCUGAUAGCGGAGAGUCUGCUUUCUGAGACUUCCACCUCGUAGCUGUGACCUUUGAUUGUAAGCAAACAUCUGUCUAUUUCAAAAGCUUCCCUUGCUUUCAGUAACAAACCUGUGUACCUUACUGCGAGACUGCCAAUGGCUCAAAGAUGUAUGUUUGAAAAAGUUAUUUCAUAGUUUUUAUGAAAUUUGGGAAGCUGUUUACUUAAAAAACAAAUGCACAAGAAAAUAAUUCGUAAAAAUGCUGAAUAUAUAUGUGCAAAAAUUUUUCUUAACUACAAUAAAUAUUCAAAAUUUUUCUAAUAAAGAUGUUUGUUUUUCUGAGUAAAAAUAUGUAUUUUAAAGACUUCCAGAUUUACUCAUUUUUGUGAAGCUGUUAAAGUAAGAAGAGAAAAGUAGUAUACUUGAGGUUUGAGGGGGGAGUAUGCAGUGGGGCUUUGGGGGUUCAAUCGCUCUAACCAGAGUGUUCCCAGAGGCUGUGUGCUCCCAAACUGGACUGGAAGUCCUCAGAGGGCAGGCUGUCAGAUUUGUGCAUGUAGCUGUCCAGUACUCAGCGCAGUGUCGUGCAGUUGAUAGGAAGGUGCCCAAUCAGUGACGAAGUGCUGUGUCUAAUGUGACCCAGACAUAGAUUACCCUAUACACUAUCCCCUUUGGAAAUACUGCUUUUAUUUUCUCUCACACUCCUGAUUUCUCCUCCUUUGUCUUCAAGCUCAGUUGGAUUCUCCAAUAAAGAUAAAUGGUGGUGUCACCUGGUUCUGUCACUGCCUUGUCCCAGGUUUUCAUUGAGGACUGACUGACCUGACUGAUAAUGGCCUGUGACAAGGGUAAUUAAGAAACAGUCCCAAGCCCAAAGAGACUCAAGUAAAGUACUCACGAUCCGUGUCAAGUACUGCUCUGAAGAGAUGAAUCUUGCUGUUCAGUUCUUUGGUUUGACCCAGAUAACGGCUCUGAACCUACUGAGGUCUGGAACUUCUCAAUUCUCUACCUCAAGAGAAGAAUUUCUCAGAAGGAAUAUAUAUCACUAAACUUACACACACACACACACACACACACACACACAGACAGACAGGAUCCAUUAAAACUGUUGAGGUUUGGUCUGUAGCUAUGCAUUAUAAUGCUAAAUACUGGCCCUAGUUGUCUCAGGGAUAAGAGAAUCUUCCGGUACACAGAGUGAUGUGUGCAACUUUGCUCCUCAAUUUAAAACUAUUGGUUGAAUAAAGAUGCCAUCAACCUACAGCUGGGCAGAAGGUGGGGUUUCUGUUCCUGGCCUUGGGGUCUGAGGAAGGACCACAAGAGAGGAGAAGAAGGUGGAGAGAGAAGAUACCACGAGGUAAGUGAGUCAUGAAAACAUGGCCAUGAGGACUGGCCAGUGGGAGUUAAGAACUGCCCAGAUGGACUAUGGCAAGUUAUAACUCGGGGUUAAUAACUUGGGGUUACUGAUGGGGAAGUAGAUGCAAAUACCUUAGAGGGUUGAUAUCUGCCCAGCUCUAGUGCUUUAAAGCUUAUAACGAUUUUGUGUCUUUUAUCUGGAAACUGAAUGAUCUAAGGCAGAGUAGAAACCCCCAAAUGCUAUUAAAUAUUCAUAUAACCGCAAAACAAAAUCAAUGAGUUUAGAGCAUUGUAAUCUCUUUUAAUAAUAAGAGCCUUCCUUCAGA